GUUUUUGUCAUACUGAAAUAUACUAUCAGCGAUUGAAAGUUUUGGGUGCUGCUAGAAGACUUCUCUGAAAAAUCUAGAGAGAUAUCUCUGGACCUCACAAAACCAAAAUGUCAUCUUACCAGAAAUAUGACGUCAGGAAGCGAGAUCCAGACCCCAAAUCCGCCGUCCUGUUGGUGAUCGACAUGCAGAACUACUUCUACUCCAUGGCCAAGCCUAUUCUGCCGGCGAUCAAGGCCACCAUCGACCUCUGCCGCGGACAGUCGAUGCGCGUGAUAUUCACGCGCCACCGCCACAAGUCUCCGGAUGACUACGGCAUGCUGUACGAGUGGUGGGACGGCGACCUCAUCAUGGACGGCACCGUUGAGGCGGAGCUCAUCCCCCAGCUGGGCCGGACGGAUUCCGAUUUGGUGGUUGAAAAGACUACUUACAGCGCCUUCGCAGGCACAAACUUAGAGCAGAGUCUGAGUGAGAUGGGUGCAAAAGAGGUGAUUGUGACGGGGGUGAUGACCAACUUGUGCUGCGAGACCACCGCAAGAGAGGCCUUUGUUAGGGGGUUUAGGGUUUUCUUCUCCACCGACGCCACCGCCACCUCCUCCGCAGAACUGCACGACGCAACCUUGAAGAACAUGGCGUACGGUUUUGCCUAUCUUCUUGAUUGCAAAAGGCUUCAGGAUGCAUUUUCAAAGCCUCAGCUGGAGGAGUAAAUAUUAUUAUCAUUGCAUUUUGAUUUGGUGCCAUAUAUAAUGUACAUUUUUCUCGGUAA
Messenger RNA from Ipomoea nil (Japanese morning glory), 763 nucleotides. RefSeq names its product nicotinamidase 2-like. The record is from RefSeq and is a predicted model, not a curated record. The transcript is spliced from 2 exons. The coding region runs from base 108 to 704 and encodes 198 amino acids. NCBI's taxonomy places the organism in Eukaryota, Viridiplantae, Streptophyta, Magnoliopsida, Solanales, Convolvulaceae.